Messenger RNA from Ooceraea biroi (clonal raider ant), 3462 nucleotides. RefSeq lists its product as uncharacterized. Gene Ontology annotation, cellular component: dystrophin-associated glycoprotein complex; sarcolemma. NCBI's taxonomy places the organism in Eukaryota, Metazoa, Arthropoda, Insecta, Hymenoptera, Formicidae. The record is from RefSeq and is a predicted model, not a curated record.
GUGAAAAUAGUGGAAGACGACGUCUUGGAAGCCAAAACUGCCUGCAUCGAAGUCUGAGAUCUAAUUUCGGCCUCACGUGGCACCCAGCUUUGUUGGGGUCGAUUGAUGUGCAUACAUAUAUGGGGUGACGGAUGUACAGCGCACGUGACCGAGCACGUGCACAUGGAGGAAAAGUCGCCUAUCUUCUCGAUCGUCUUGUCUCGUGAGACGCCUGAUCAUCCCCAUUUUAUGCACAAGCGCAUCCCUUGCGGCACGUGACUUACGACGCGUCGAAUGGGAUUAGACGGAAAUUCUCUUCCAAAAUUGCUGGCGGAUUGGCUCGUGAGUCAUCGAUACCACGUUGGAUGCGAAGCAUAUUGAGCUCAGGUACAAUUCCGCAGAAAUAGUGGAGGACUUCCGUACGGCAAUAAGGAACAAACGAAUCCAAAUGACGUCUGGUGAUCGAUAUGAUCGUCGUUUCAGCUGACGAAAAUAUUCGGGUAUAAGUGAACAAAUGAUUUCAUUUGCAAAAGUUUAUAAUGAUACUGUUACUAGAUGAUACUGUUACUAGAUGAUACUGUUACUAGAUGUUCAUAUUAUAAAUAGAUGUCUAUUAUGGUUUUUAUUAAAAAAAUUAUUUUUUAUAGAUUUUUUUCUUUUUCUUAUUAAUAAUUUAAGAGAGUAAAUUCUAUUUCUUAAUAUAUUAAUUUAUAGAGAAAAGGCGCCAAAACUGACAUAGACUUUUUAAAGAGACAUACCCCUAUUCCUCAGAAAAUAAAUGUUACACUUUUUCAAAACUAAUAUAAAUGCGAUCUAUUUAGUUAGUUAACGUUAAGAACUCAUAGUUUAUAUAUUUCUAGUUUGUUUAUAUGCUAAAUGAGCUUAUAUCAAGUUUUUCAAGUUCGAAAAGUUUUUCCUAAGUUUUCUUUGACAAAUUACAAAUUAAUUUAAUUAGUUUAAUGGUAAUUAUCUUUUUUUAUAAUAUUAAGUUCUUCUACAUGCUUGUAGCUUUCUAAAAAUAUUUUGUUUUUAUUUUUAUUUUUCUUACUUUUUUUACGGUACGAGUUCAAAUUUAGAAUUUAAAUUUGAGAGUUUGCCGUAAACCGUAUAUAUGUGUACGCAAAUUUUUAUUUUGAGCUUUAAGUUAAGAGAUAACCUCGAAAAACAAAAUAGUAUAUAAUCGAUAUUGGCAUCUUUUCUCUACAUAGUACGCGUAUAGAUUGUACAUAUGCAUUUAUUAUGUAUAAUAAAUGCAGACAUAGUGACUUACGAAGGAUGUCCUACGAGUUGCGCGCGCAUCCCUUAGGGGCACUGUCAUACGGUGCGAGCACGAUGCAGCCCGACGAGGAAAUUCAGUAUGCACCGAGAAGCCGGCCAGUGAGCUUUUACGAUAAUUAUAAGGACGUACCGGUGAUGAUGCCGCCUUGCGUUACUUCCACCAUGAGCGUGGGCAAUCUGAACCAGGUCCGUGAAGGCAAUGGCACGUCCACUUUAUCUCAGAGCAACAACAAUACCAUCAGUGGUAGUAAUAACAACAAUAUGAAUAACAAUAGAGUUAGCAACGCUGUCAGCGCGGGCAACGUAUCCAAGAUUCACGCUGUCAAAGUCACGGGUGCGGUGUCAACCGGGAAUAUCGGACGAGUCGGUCGUGGCGACAAAGAAAAAGAGAAGGAGCUCGGUCGUGCGCCGUCGAUGGCGAACUGCUUGUCAACCACGGUGCCCGUCAAUUUGGCAGCCUCUCAAAUAGCGGGUCGCCACACUCCCACGAGAAAUUCUUUGAGGCACAGCAGGAUGAUCGUGAUGCAUCGGACCGGCCAUCGUUUACUUUCAGGUCCCGAGAAAUUUUUACCUCCUCUGCUUUAUCAUCAACGAUUAGCCAGAUGUCUGGCAACGGUGCAGACCAUCCUCGGCGUUGCGAUAAUCGCUUUGUCGUUGUGGCUGUUGCUUUGGGCACCGCAUCUACCCAUCGUGGACAAUCCGUAUUGGAGCGGCGCGCCUCUCUUGAUGUCAGGGACUUUCGGAAUUUGUCUCCUGUGCUGCUUCAAGAAGGAAUAUCCAAGCAUGAGUCCUGGAUUUUGUUUUUCCCUCACGAAGAUGGUUAGCGUGUUUCUGGCAUUUAUGGCAACAGUUGCGUGUAUAAGCGCGUGCGCAUCUUCCGCGAUGCACUUGUCGCGUCUUAUGGGACUGGAAUGCACUCCGGCGCGGGUACUGAAUGCCACGUGCGUAUGCAGGCCACGCGAUAAACCGCCUGAUUCAUUCGAAGGUGCAGUGAGGUACGUGGAUCUCAAUUGUCCCGAGGUAGAAAAUAUCCUGACGAUCCUCCUCAUUUUUUCGUGUACCUGCAACGGAUUGGGUGCCUUGAUAGCGGGAUGGUAUGCAUACCUUCAUUGGAGCAGGCGACACAAGAGGCCAAAGUAUAUGCAAGUCAGAACCAAUACCAUCCCCAGGAACAACCCACUCAACAGUAGACCAAUCUACAAGUCGAACCUGGAAGAACGAUGACGCUUACAAAUACCGUAAUGAACGAAGCGCUUCCGUUUUCUCGUGAUCCGCCAAUAUCUUUCAUACGUUUAUUAGUAUGAUUACCUUUAGAUGUUGACGAAGAGAUACAGUUGUAAAUAAAUUUUACUUUGCAUUAAUUUGAUAAUACAGCCAUUCUAAUAAACAAAAUGCUGAAACGAUUUGCUCUGAGAAGCGAAAUGUCUACAUGUAAACAUUAUGGUUUUUAUUUUCUCAUUAUUAUCAUUCUACCAAGAUAAUGAUGUAUUGUCAUUAUAUCAAUUAUUCUUUAAUUAAAUAAUAAUAACUUUAUAAUUUUACAAUUCUAGAAAGGAUUACAUAAUAAAUGCUGGAAAAGAAACAUAACUGAAAAUAAUGCAUAUCAUUAAUUAAUUAAUAAUGAUGAUGUCGAAAUACAAUGAUCAAAUGCGAUUAAUCAUUGAGUGAUAGGCCGACUUAAUAAUUCUCAGGCUUGUUACUUAGUGCUCAAUUCUUCAUUACGUAAAGGUAUUACGCUCAGUAUUUAAUGUCUGUAUUUAUGUGUGCAUGCGUCUGACAGUGCGUUUGUCUUCCAACGUAAACAAUUUACGGAAAGAAAAUCAAUAUACCAUUUACAUUAGGAAUAAGAUUUAUAAAUUAAAUGAAUAUAAUACCUCAAAUUACUGGAAUGUUUUAAUAUUAAAAUAUUCACAUUCAUCUUUUACACGUCACCUUAGGUAUUUUUUGUGAAAUAUUAUAAUAUCAAGUAGAAAUGAUAUGUUUUGUGGAAAAUAAGCUUGUGAUAAGUAAAUUUCAUAUUAAAUUAUACAUGAUAGUACUCAAAUUAGUAUAGAAAAAAUAUUAUUGAAACGCUUUCUACAUUUGAUAUGAUAUAAUGACAUUUUUUAUAUAAAAGAGUGAUACGAAAGAAAAAAAAUAUUAACAUCAUAGAUGUAUGCAACAGUUCUAUCUGAUUUUACUAUUAAUAUAAAUUUUUUUGUACUA